This is a messenger RNA of Pestalotiopsis fici W106-1, 4524 nucleotides long. RefSeq lists its product as uncharacterized. The record is from RefSeq and is a predicted model, not a curated record. Gene Ontology annotation, molecular function: protein binding. Bases 1 to 4524 code for a protein of 1507 amino acids. The transcript is spliced from 3 exons. Gene Ontology annotation, cellular component: nucleoplasm. NCBI's taxonomy places the organism in Eukaryota, Fungi, Ascomycota, Sordariomycetes, Amphisphaeriales, Sporocadaceae.
AUGGAUGCGCAGAAUGCUGUCGAGUCCACGAGCGCGAAGCAGCCUGCUUCUCCACGGAGGGGAUCCGACAAUGAGUCGACUCACCCAAGGAACAGGUCACCCGUAGCCAACAAGACAGCCGCCUCCUCGACGACAACGACGACCACCACAACAGUAACAAAAGAUCUCAAGCCUCCGCCAAAUACCUCUUCUAAUGCAACGGACGAGGACGCUGCCCACGAACGUGAUUCGGAUGCCGAGACCAUUGUUCUGCCAGGGAAGGAUGGCAUCUCGCCCUCCAAGCCACGCAAGGUCAUCAAGCAUGAAGACAAGAGUGACGGUGAGAUUGAUGACCAUGUCCUCCCGGCCCCAAAGAAGUUGUCUAGGGAAGCCAAAGAUCUCUCCAACCAUGGCGAACGAUCCGCUGCCGGUGAUGACGCUGCGUCUUCAGUGCGGCAGAAGAAGCGUCCGCUAGAAAAACAGCGUGUCAGAGAUGGAUCUGCUGGACUGAGCUCGGCACCCACCUCUCCUCCUAUCCAUCUGCAACGAGAACAGAGCUCAUCACACCGACGUCGCAACCAUGGCAACCAUGAUUCUGGCUCCGACUCGGAGACUCCAAAACCAAGAUCCCCGAAGCUGUCCAAGGAGAAGGGCACCCCCAUUGAGCGUCAUCUGUCCCAUAAACGUAAAGCCCACAAGACGGAAUCUGAUGACGAUGCCGAUGCGCGCAAGAUCCGCCGGCCACGGGUUUCGGAAACUGGUCUAGAAAGUAGAUCCAAGGAUUCCAAGUCUAUGUCAAGUAAGCCGCACCUUGAGAGGCACUCAGCUUCACGCCCCCGGUCCAUCUCCCCCCAUGUUCGGGCACACCGCAGAAGUCUCUCGACACAGUUGCCAGAUAAGUCGUAUGCAUCAGGACUUGGUUCCAAGAAGCGACGAAUACCUGCCCCUCUGCAGUCGACCGAUUACCAUUCGGACGAUUCUUCCGCCAGUGGUAGCCCUCACCCUCGUAGCUCGCGGCUCAAGAGCAUUGUGACGCCUGGUACAGGUGAUUCGACCAUGUCGCCUGCCAAACUCGCACCCCACAAGAAGCACCUGGAUGCACACGGUCAGACUCUCUUCGCAAAAGCGUGUGCAAAAGGUGAAUACGAUGUUGCAAAAACGCGACUUGCUGAACGACCAGAGGACUUGAACUUUGCAGACCACGCCGGAAACACUCCGCUCCAGGUUGCUUCUCUCAAUGGUCAUGAGGAUGUUGUGGAGUUGCUCAUAGGUGCUGGGUGCAAUCUGGAGUGCAGAAAUGAUGUGAAAGAUACCCCACUCCUCGAUGCUGUUGAGAAUGGUCAUUUGGGAGUGGUUAAGCUUUUACUGGCCGCAGGAGUCAACCCUCGCAAAGCUAAUGCAGAAGGCCAAGAACCCCUCGAAAAAGUUCCUGAUGACCUGGACAAUGCAGAGGAGAUACGACAAGCUCUGAUUGAGGCCAAACAGAAGGUGGGCGAAUUACGCCGGACUUCGGAGGAUCAUGCACCACAGGACAAUCAGGACACUUCAUCUCAUGGAGCCAAUAGCCCUCGACGAUCGCCGGAACCUUCACUCGGGGCAGUUUUGGCUGCAUCCUCGAGACGAGGAGGUACCGUGCGGUCCACGAAAACCAGUAAUCACUUGCUUUACAUGAGUUUGGACGAGAAAACCCUGCGUCAAGCUGCAGCUCGCGGCGAUCACGAGACUGUUACGCGCAUUUUACAAGUCAAGGAAAGCUGCGACGAUGCCGAGGCUUUGGUGGCAGCUGCCCGUGGAGGCCAUAACUUUGUCAUGGAGUUGCUGCUUGCCCUAGGUGGUGCCAAUCCUGAUCCGUCUCCUGUGGCAUCCUUACCUGGAGAGCACAGUACGCCGAUGCUGGCUGCUAUUGGCCAGGAGAAUAUCAAGGUCGUCCAGCUAUUGUUGGAGCAAAAUGGCUUUGAUCCGACACGUCGAUUCAGAGGCGAGACGUACUACGAAAUCGCAAGACGCCGCGAAGGGCCCAUGUGGAAGGAAGAGGAGCAUAUGCUCAAAAAUGCUUAUGACGAGUACAAAAAGACUCACAAAGGACAUUCAAAGAACAAAGUAUCUCCCUCAAGGCGUGAAAGAGACCUUGCAGGUCAAGAAGCCAAGCGUGUCUCUCGUGCCGAGAAUAAUGCCGAAAAACCUCGCCCUCAGCACAAGCGGCGACCUUCGAGUCCGCCACGGGAGGGCGAUGCCAAGAAAAAGGUCAAUUCUGGAAAGACUGCCAGCAGUCCCAAGGAAAAGAAGCGUUCGCAAUCUUUCAGCCAAAACGAUGAACAGGUUUCUCCCAAGCGCGGUCGCCCAAAGAAAGAAGACAAAGUACCCACCAUAGCCAUCUCUGAUCGCGAGGCGUCGCCGGCACUGUCAGCCAAAACGCAUCCUGUAAAACCCAAGCGAAGCGAAUCGGACAUGGCGGGUUCGUCAGAGGGAGAGACUGCCAAGCCCAGGCGGAAAUUGAUCUCUGGCAAAGACCUGAAGGGCCAAAGAGACAAGCAACGCCGCUCCAGCAUGGUUUCCAACCAUUCGGCAAAGGACGCGACCGAAAGGCAUGAUUCUAAAAUAGACGACUCAACUGAGAAGCCUCGAGCCGAGCGUAUCUCAGAAAAGUACCACGACAGGACCAAGGCAUUGAAGCGUGAUGACUCAAGAGACAGGCUUUCUCCCAAUGAUCCCUCUGCGAAGAGGCUUCGCGCCAGUAUGACGCCACCACGCCACGGCGCCGAUGACAAGGAUGAGAACGAGGCACCAGUUAAGCGAAGAAAACUGGAUGCCGAUGGUAAAGAGAAUCGUGGUCUGAAGAAUCCUCCAGCUGACGACCGGCCCCGGAAACGCGAUUCGUCUGGAGAGCCCAUCAAGCGCCAGAAGCUUGCAGAUGGUGACCGCAAAGACGUGCUCAAGGCAAAGAAGCUCAACCGGGAACGAAAAGAGUCGGAGAAAGCUUCGUCGGAAAAGCCCGAGAGCACAACUGCUUCCGAGGAUGUGGAAAUGCGAGAUGCCCCAGAAGUUCCCUCUGCAGAAGACCGUGAGGCGGCCUUGGACAAGGAACGGGCAGAGUCGAGGAAGCGCCAAGCAGAACUGGAAGCCGCUGAAGAAGAGGCACGCAAGAAGGCUGAAGCCAUCAAGCAACGGGAGGCCGAGGAGAAACAGAAACGCGAGGCCGAUGAGAAACGUCUCCAGGAGGAGGCUGAAAAGAAACGAGCUGAAGAGGAGGAGAAACGUCGCCUUGAAGAGGCAGAAAGGAAACGAAAAGAGGAGGCACAGGCCAAGCUCGAAGCAGAGCGGCAGAAGCGUGAAGAGGAGGCAAAGAAGGCUCGGGAAGAAGAGGAGCGCCUGCAAAAAGAGAAGGAGGACCAGCGGCGCCGCCAAGAGGAGGAGCGGGUUCGUCUCGAGAAGGAAGCUGCUGAGGAGGCACGCCGACUUCGUGAAGAGGAAGAACGGCGCGAGCGUGAGCGCAAAAGGGCAGCACGCGACGCUGAACUUUUGCGUCAACGGCAGGAGCAGGAGCGGGAGCAAGAGAAGCUUCGUCUUUCCAAGCUGCCACCCCUCCUCCGGUGGCUGGACGGAUGCGCCGACCCGAAGCAACGGGAAUAUGCCCAGCUCUUUACAAUUAUGCAGGGUGUGCGCUACGACACUAUCAACCCUCUCGCCACUGGUGCUCAAGGUCGGGAACAAUGGCUGCUGAACACCCAGGUCGCACUUCUCCUUGGAGAGAAGGAUCUGAGUCUCCAACGAUAUACCGGCUGGGAACGAAUUCCCGUGUCCAAUAUUGCGAAGCGUGUCAUCUGGCGGCUGGAACAGGAUCGAUAUGCCCUCACCGAGAGCAAGCUGUAUCAUCUGGGUGAACAACUGCCAGGCUAUUACGGCGGCGAUCCGAGCAAAGUGGGCUACCAACGUCUUGAGAAGCUGCGGCGUGAUGCGUCAAAGCUUUUCUUUGACAUGGACAUGUUCUUCGUCAAGGAGUCCGACCUGCUCUUUAUCUUGCCCAGCAUUCCCCAUCUGCGCAACGUCAAGCUCUCUAUUUGCUACCGUGAACUUCCAGAGCACGAGAACCAGCUCAACUUCUGGACUGCACCCGCCAAGUGGAAGUCUGAUCCAGACGCAAACACCAGGGAGGGAUUUGCGCCCCGCCAGAAGUAUUACAUCAAUGGACGACUGGACGGCGAAGAUCGGCCGGGGCAUUACAACCCAAGCACCUCACCAUUUCCCGAUCAGCGAGUGCCUCGCAGAGGUGGACUGAUCGCGGUUGGUCCUGAAGAGCCAGACUACCCACAAUUAUGCUUGGAGCAGGGGCUGGGACAUUUGCUCUCAGAGCACCAGAAGCUCAUGGCCAUGAAUGCAGCACACUUGACGCCGAGAAGCAUGACAUCCAACGAUACUGCAGACGGCCCCAAUGGAGACAACAUGUCUCCAUCAGCUGCAUCUCCGACAACCCGAGUCAAUGGCAACUAUGAAAGAGGAUCGCCAGAAGCACCUCUUGUAAAUGGAACUAAUGGCAUAGCUCAUUAG